Drosophila nasuta is the source of this 1841-nucleotide messenger RNA. Its product is annotated as arrestin domain-containing protein 17. Gene Ontology annotation, cellular component: cytoplasm. NCBI's taxonomy places the organism in Eukaryota, Metazoa, Arthropoda, Insecta, Diptera, Drosophilidae. Bases 130 to 1353 code for a protein of 407 amino acids. The transcript has 4 exons. The record is from RefSeq and is a predicted model, not a curated record. Gene Ontology annotation, biological process: protein transport.
CACUCCAACACGAAUGUUAAGUUGGCAAGCGGGGCACGGUUCAAUACAUAGCCUAACGUUGGGCUUCCCAGUGUUUACAUAUAUAGCAGAAAUAGGUAUUUUAUUCGAGUUAUACUUUAUCGAAAGACUAUGGGUAUCAAAGGCUGCGAGAUCCAACUGGAUAAUCCAUGGAACACAUACUACGCCGGACAAACAAUCAACGGCCAGGUCAAAGUUACAUUCGAUUCGCCCAAAAAAGUACGAGGUAUUAUAAUACGAUUUCUGGGCGAGGCAAACACUGAAUGGACCGAGGAACGCAACGUAACGUCCAGUGAGGGCAAGACUGAGAACGAGAUCACACAUCUCAAGGGUCAUGAAGAGUAUUUUAAGAUACAAUACUAUCUGCUCGGCGGUAAAAACAGCUCGGAGACUGAGCUGCCGCCAGGCACACAUACCUAUCCGUUCACUUGUGCCUUGCCCCCUACGUUGCCAUCCUCAUUUGAGGGUGAGUUUGGUCAUGUGCGGUACACAAUUAAAGUUACUCUGGAUAGGCCAUGGAAGUUUGAUCAGGAUAUGAAAAUGGCCUUUACGGUCAUAGCACCUGUUGACUUGAAUCUCAAUCCGCGUGUAAAAGAGCCAUUUAAGCUCGAGUUGGAAAAGGCAUUUUGCUGUUUCUGUUGCCGUUCUGGGCCACUCGCUGUCAUAACGAGCAUACCUCAAACUGGUUAUGUAUCGGGUCAGAUAUUGCCCAUAACCUGUGAGGUUGACAACACAAGCAAUGUGAAUCUCACCGCAGUUAAAUUUGAAUUGCGGAAGCUCGUCACGUUCCAUACCAAUCAACCACGUAGUGAAAAACGCGAGUCAAAGGUGAUAAUUUCGCAAUUAAGUGUUGGACCCGUCAAUGCAGGAGAAUCUCGUACAUUUACCCAACAAAUGGAAAUACCUGCAUUGCCGCCAACCAAUUUACUCAACUGUGGCAUAAUUGCGCUCGACUACGAUUUGCACGUAGAAUGUGAUGUCAGUGGACCUCAUCGUAAUCUCACUGGUAAAGUGCCAAUUACUCUGGGUACAAUACCUCUAGCUGCCUUAAAACCACAGACGGAUGACCCUUCACUGGCCCCAACCCAACCAGUUAGUCCACUUGGUGAUGGCAAUUUGGGCGGUGCUCUUGGCUGGAAUGUCGCAGAUAGCGCAGGCGGCUCCCUUUAUCCCAACAUACCGCCUCCUCAAUUUGUGGAAACACAGUAUCGGGCACCUACCAUAACUGGUGGCGACGACUCGGAGCAUACUCAAAUUAUUGGAGAGAAUACAUUUGCGCCCAGAUAUCCAACUUUUCAGUUUAGGAAUGCUACCGCACCAGCGUUAAGCCCUUAAUUACCUAGUUUUAUAUAAAAUUGCGUUAUUGUCGCAUUUAUACCGAAACGCUUUCCGUCCAAAAGAAAGCAAAAAUAUAUUACUUCGCGCAAAAAAAAUAUUGUAAUUUUGUAAUCUCAGUUGACGCUCAAAUACAAUUUUUAUUGCUCGUAAUAUUCUAUUUUUUAAUUUAUCGACAACAUUUAUUUACUUUUACUUGGUGGUUUAUCAUUGGCCAUUUUAAGACAUUCCUCUUUAAUUUUUUUUCCUUUUUCUUUUUGUGCUUUUCGCUUGGCCUCUUCCUUACACUUGGUUGCCAAAGCCUUUUCCGCUAAUUUCUUACAAUGUUGUUUAAGUCUGUCUAUUAACUUCUGCUUAGCCAUCUUUUCACAUUUCUCCUUCUGCGCUGCCUCCGCGCACGCUUUCUUUAGCUGAUCUUGUUUCGAUUUUUUUGCCACUUUACCACUUCUUUCCCAUGGGGGUUUCUCCCAUGGAGGGACGCAUAGCAC